GCUUCUAAGCGAGGGGUUCGCCGCGAUGCACUGAUGGAGCUCUACAUCAAUGCCUCCAACUUUAUCGUCACCGAGACCGAGCUCAAGGCGGAAAUCGAGCGAGUCUUUGAUGCGGACUUCUUCAAGAAGCAGGGCACUGCCUAUGGCCGAUUCGGCAGCUCAGAGAACGUCUGGGACAUACAUGGCAAGCCCACGUCUAUCGCCAACAUGUUGGAGACCACGACGGGAGCUUCCACCAAGAUUAUGGACGUGUAUGAAUCCGAGUACGACCGCUCCGUUAAGCGACAGAAGAGGAUCGCUGAGGAGUUCACUGGUGGCAAGAUGGAGUAA
Fusarium vanettenii 77-13-4 is the source of this 330-nucleotide messenger RNA. RefSeq lists its product as uncharacterized. The transcript has a single exon. The record is from RefSeq and is a predicted model, not a curated record. The annotation marks the transcript as partial. Lineage: Eukaryota; Fungi; Ascomycota; Sordariomycetes; Hypocreales; Nectriaceae.